AUGUCUGAGGCGGCUCCGGCGGCCGCAGCUGACACGGCCCUGGUCUCUAUGGAGAACUCUCCCGCCAAGAAGAGAGGGAAGAAGCCGGUGGGCCUGCCAGGCGCUAGUCGCAAGGCCCCGAGCCUGCCCGUGUCCAAGCUGAUCACGGAGGCUCUCUCCGUGUCCCAGGAGCGGGCAGGCAUGUCCCUGGCCGCGCUCAAGAAGGCGCUCGCGGCCACCGGCUACGACGUGGAGAAGAACAACAGCCGCAUCAAGCUGGGCCUCAGGAGCCUGGUGAGCAAGGGCACCCUGGUGCAGACCAAGGGCACCGGCGCCUCGGGCUCCUUCAAGAUCAACAAGAAGGCCCUUCCUGAGCCCGCCAAGAGCAAGCUCAAGAGGCCAUUUUCUGCUAAGGCGAAGAAGCUGGUCUUAUCCAGAGACUCGAAGUCCCCGAAAGGUGCCAAGACCAGCAAGAAAGCCAAGAAGCCCAGGGUGAUGGUAGCGCAGAAAGCGGCCAGGAGCGGCAGGAAGGCGACGGGAGCCAAGGGCAAGCAAGCACGGAAGAGCCCGGGGAAGGCCCGAGCAGGGAAGCCCAAGCUGAGCCAGCAGAAAACGAACCCAAGGAAAGUGGCGUCCAAGAAGUAA
Messenger RNA from Neomonachus schauinslandi (Hawaiian monk seal), 624 nucleotides. It is a transcript of the gene H1-6, whose product is annotated as H1.6 linker histone, cluster member. Gene Ontology annotation, molecular function: DNA binding; structural constituent of chromatin. NCBI's taxonomy places the organism in Eukaryota, Metazoa, Chordata, Mammalia, Carnivora, Phocidae. Gene Ontology annotation, biological process: nucleosome assembly. The record is from RefSeq and is a predicted model, not a curated record. The transcript has a single exon. Gene Ontology annotation, cellular component: nucleosome. The coding region runs from base 1 to 624 and encodes 207 amino acids.